Messenger RNA from Musa acuminata subsp. malaccensis (wild Malaysian banana), 1909 nucleotides. NCBI's taxonomy places the organism in Eukaryota, Viridiplantae, Streptophyta, Magnoliopsida, Zingiberales, Musaceae. The record is from RefSeq and is a predicted model, not a curated record.
UGCUGAUAAUCUGACAUUAAUAGCUUGAAGGUACUGCAUUUAAUAAAAAGUUUCUCUUUAUUUUUUUAGUCUAUCUUUACCAAUAUUAUCGUUAACUUUGUCCAAUGUUGCCUUAAUAUUAUCCAUUCUUCUUUUGCCCAACACCUUACUGUAAAAUCUCUAGUGUGUUGCUCUUAUUAGGUCUUGAUAAAUUUGUAUUAUGACAUUAUUCACUAGCUUGAUGGUUCUCAAGUUGACUUUCUUUUUUGGAAGGAUCGAAAUCUUACUCUUGUAUCUGUUGGAAAUUGAGAUCUUUGUGCCACGUGAACUUAGAACCUUGCUAGAAGUUCACAGAGAUUGUUCAUAUGGGUAGUAAAGUUGUUUGAUCCUAAAAUUAACACUUACCACUAAGAAAAAUACUGUCUUUUGUUCCCUUCUUCUUUAAGAAGUUUAUAGCUCAUAUCUUUGUUGAUGAUGUGCCAAAUAUUUUUUACUCAUCAGACAGUUCUAAAUGAUUAGGUUCUCUCAUCUUGAAGAAAAUUGAAAACUUUGUGAAGUUGGCACCUGCACCCAACUUUUUUGACCUAGACAUUUUCCUUUUCUCUUUUGGAGGGGGUGACAAUGAAUGAUGCUUAGGUUGGAAGCUAAUUGUUCAACCUGCCUGACCCUCAAAUAUCAAUUUGCUGCCCACUUUAGUCUACUGCAGAAAAUUAAGUUAGAAGCAUUUAACAAAAAUAAGGGACAGAAGUACAUCAGAGGAGGUGAUAGGAAUGACACAGUUUGCUGAGCAACAAAUAAGUUACAGGUCUACAUCUUUGUCCAUGCCUUCUUUCUGUAUAAUAGGUGUAUCCAAAUCAUCCACCUGUGUCUCAUUGGUUACAAAUUCUUGGAGAUUUAUGUUUAAUAAGGAGGCAGGAUGUGUAGCUUACUUUUGGGAAUAUGCGUGUUAAAGCCUAUAUGUUGGUCAGGAAUCACCAUCUUCAACACACAAAAAGAAAAAGAGUUGCAAAACAAGUGUAAGGUCUUUUUCACAAGACUAAUUCUUCAAAAUUAUGUAAAUAAAAUGUCAUGCAUCGCAUGCUCUAGAAAUGGAGUCAUAUUAACAUCCUACUGCCUCACAAGUUAAAGACUGUUGGUGGAGGAUUGAGGGUCAUAGAAUGAACAACAAGCUUGCAGCCAUUGGCCUAGUAUUUGGUGGCAUUGGAGUGUUCUUGCUCAUUCAAAUCUGUAUGUCUUGGAGAGCAACCAGAAGAGGUUUCUUGGGUUUCAGCAGCUUGUCUACACCUGCUGAUGCAUCAGAGGGCUUAUCCCUACAAGUCCUGGAGAAGCUCCCUUGCUAUGCUUUUGAAGCAGUAGAAGAGAACAUCCAUUUCCCAGCUGACUGUCCUGUGUGCCUGGAGAACUUUGAGGUGGGUGAUUCCUGCAAGUUGCUUCCAUCAUGUAGUCAUAGUUUCCAUGCACAGUGUUUGGAUACCUGGCUGCUGCAGAGGCCAAGCUGCCCGGUAUGCCGGACCUCUGUGGAUGGCCAGAGAGGAAGGAAGGCCACCCAGGAUGGUGGAGCCAGAAUUGACAUGGGGCAGAAGGAUAUAUAUGUUGAUCAGCUUCAUCAGCUUGACAAAAAUCUCCCUACAGAGAGGUUAGAUUUCAUGCAUUUGUAGAGGUUUCUUUGCCUGCAAAAUUUAUGGUCUGGUUGCUGAAGAAGAUUGCUGUGGAUUUCAAAGAAAAGGAAAGAGAGAGAGAAAAUAGAUGCAAGAUUCUUUUCUUCCUGGAAGAAAUAUUAGUAAUGCUGCCAAUGUUCAAGUGGCUUAUGGAGGAUAAAGUGUCAAUGAAUUAUAAGGCUAUUUUAGCAGUAUUUUACUGUGAGGUGUUUAAUCCUUUGACAUAUUAUGAUUGAACAUGAUUAAUUAUUAAUCAGAUAACUGCAUUUAGA